Molecule: messenger RNA, 909 nt
Organism: Populus nigra (black poplar)
Lineage: Eukaryota; Viridiplantae; Streptophyta; Magnoliopsida; Malpighiales; Salicaceae
Product: large ribosomal subunit protein eL13z-like
Exons: 5
Coding region: 136-759 (207 amino acids)
Biological process (GO): translation
Cellular component (GO): ribosome; cytosolic large ribosomal subunit
Molecular function (GO): RNA binding; structural constituent of ribosome
Source: RefSeq, a predicted model, not a curated record
GCUUAUAUUGGGCUUUGUCACAUUUGAAUGGCGAAAGCUUAACCCUAAAAAACCCUACACCCUAAAAUUCCCCUUCCUCCUCCCCUUCCUCAUCCUCUCAUAAACGGCCGCGCCUUUCUCUCUCACAGGUAAGACAUGGUUAAGCAUAACAAUGUUGUGCCCAAUGGGCACUUCAAGAAGCACUGGCAAAACUAUGUCAAGACAUGGUUUAACCAACCAGCCCGAAAGACCCGCAGACGCAUAGCUCGUCAGAAGAAGGCAGUCAAAAUCUUUCCUCGACCUACGGCCGGACCUCUUCGACCCAUUGUACAUGGCCAGACUUUGAAAUAUAAUAUGAAAGUGAGAGCUGGUAGGGGUUUUUCUCUUGAAGAACUCAAGGCUGCUGGUAUUCCAAAGAAACUUGCUCCAACAAUUGGAAUUGCAGUUGAUCACCGUCGCAGGAAUCGUUCUCUGGAGGGUCUCCAAGCUAAUGUUCAGAGGCUGAAAACAUACAAGGCCAAAUUGGUUGUCUUCCCAAGACGUGCUCGCAAGUUCAAGGCUGGUGAUUCUGCUCCUGAGGAACUGGCAACUGCAACCCAAGUACAAGGACAGAUUAUGCCUAUUGUACUGGAGAAGCCAUCCGUGGAGCUUGUGAAGGUCACUGAGGAAAUGAAGUCAUUCAGGGCUUAUGACAAGCUCCGUGUGGAGCGCACGAGUGCACGCCAUGUUGGUGUCAGGUUGAAGAGGGCUGCAGAAGCCGAGAAGGAAGAGAAGAAGUAGAAGUUUGACCCUGUCAAGUGGAUUUUUGUUGUUUCGUUGUUCAAUCGUGUCUUAGAAGUUUCAAGGAUUCCUAGUUUGUGGACUUGCUUUCAAAUAUAUUUGAAUAUGCUGCUUGCCGUUAUUAUUAUUAUUGUUUUUUGCCGUGCUCAA